UAACCUUCCCCUAGACAUCUCUGUCUCUCUUAUAAACGGUUCUAUUUUUCAGCGGUGACUCCUCGAUCAAAACCUUCCAGCGACAAUGAAGCAAUUCAAAUUUCUCCUUUGCCCCAAUUCUCCUUCGGUUUGGGAUGGAAAUGGCUUCUCCCAAUGUUUUGAUGACUUGGUCUUAGGCUUUGGUGUAAAUGCUGCAACUAUUGCCAUGAUUUGCGUAGUUGGAAUUAUGAAAAGAAGUGCCCGAACAAACUGGACGGUAAAAUUUUCAGAGAAUGUUCUUCUACAUCUUAUAGCAGUCAUUGGAGCAUGUUUAUCAUGCGUGGAUGUCAUAUUGCUUACGAAGAAAAAGAUUCAUGGGGAUUUUCUCUUAUACCAUGAGUGGCUUUUCAAAUUUUCACAUUUCAUGGUCUGGGCAACUAUCAUGUUCUCUUUGAGGUGUGCAUGUUUUCAACACAUAUUUUGCGAUACAGUCCUCUGUAUAUGGUGGAUUAUAAAAACUAUGUUUGGAAUCCCCCAUUUGCAAAAGGCAUUCUCUUCAAGGGAGGUUUUAGAGUGUCUUAAAGCAAGCUCUGUUUUAUUUUUGGAUAUCAUGUUCUGUAUAUCCAUUAACUAUAUCCGGAUAAAACAAGCACCUAUCAAUAGCAGCCCACUGGAAGAUUCACUUUAUGUUGAGAUGGACAUUGAGGAAUGCCAUCAUACAGACUUUAGAAGCAUGCAGGGCUUUUGGGAUCAUAUGGUGUUCAAAUCGAUCACUUCCAUAAUGAAUUCUGGUUUGCUAAAGCAGCUUGACUUUGAUGAUUUGCUUUUGCUUCCAGCUGAUAUGGAUCCUUCUACAUGUCAUGAAAAAUUAUUAAGCUGCUGGCAAGAUCAGCAAAAUAAUUCUUGCUCAAAUGCAUCAUUAUUUAGAGCAAUCUUCUAUGCAUAUGGAUGGCCAUAUCUUCGUCUAGGUUUAUUAAAGGUUUUUAAUGAUCUCAUUGGUUUUGCUGGACCACUGCUUCUGAAUAAGCUAAUUCGGUUUCUUCAACAAGGUUCUGGAAAUUUGGAUGGCUAUGUUCUCGCAAUAUCAUUAGGCCUAGUAUCAGUUCUCAAAUCCUUUUCUGAUACACAGUAUACGUUUCAUCUCACAAAGCUGAAGCUAAAGUUACGGUCUAGUAUCAUGACUGUUAUCUAUCGUAAGUGUUUAUCAGUCAGCAUAGCAGAACGGUCAAAGUUUUCCGAGGGAGAAAUUCAAACAUUUAUGUCUAUAGAUGCAGAUCGAACUGUCAAUUUAUGCAACAGUUUCCAUGACAUGUGGAGCCUACCUUUACAGAUUGGAAUUGCACUGUAUCUUCUAUAUACACAAGUGAAAUUAGCUUUCAUGGCUGGACUUGCAAUAACCAUCUUACUAAUACCAGUCAAUAAAUGGAUUUCUGAAUUGAUUGCAAGUGCCACUGAGAAAAUGAUGAAGCAAAAGGAUGAGAGGAUUAGGAGGACAGGAGAACUUUUGGCCCACAUUCGCACGUUAAAGAUGUAUAGCUGGGAGAUCCUUUUUUCUAGUUGGUUGAAGGAUACGAGAUCUUUGGAAGUGAAACACUUAGCUACACGGAAGUACUUGGAUGCCUGGUGUGUAUUCUUUUGGGCUACAACACCAACUCUUUUCUCUUUAUUCACAUUUGGACUCUUUACAUUGAUGGGACAUCAGCUUGAUGCUGCAAUGGUCUUCACAUGUCUUGCACUUUUUAAUAAUCUGAUAUCUCCUCUCAAUUCAUUCCCAUGGGUUAUCAAUGGGCUUAUUGAUGCUUUUAUAUCUAGCAGAAGGUUGAGCAGGUUCCUAUGUUGUUCUGAACAAAAACCCGAAGUGGAACAGAAAGUUAAAUUUCAACAAAUUUUCUCAAAUGAAAAAUAUGAUCUUGCCUCCAAUGAUAUGGCAGUAGUUAUGCAUGAUGUAUCUUGUACUUGGUCAAGCAGUAACGAAGAUCAGAAUUUGAUUUUGAAUCAUGUCACACUAAAUCUCCCAAAGGGUCUGCUGGUUGCAGUAGUUGGAGAGGUUGGUUCAGGCAAAUCAUCUUUGUUAAAUUCAAUAUUGGGAGAAAUGAGGCUUGUUCUUGGAUCAAUAUAUUCAAGUGGCUCUGUCGCAUACGCACCACAGAUUCCAUGGAUCUUAUCUGGAACAAUACGUGACAAUAUAUUGUUUGGGAAGAAUUUAGACUCACAAAGGUACGCAGAUACUUUACAGGCAUGUGCUCUAGAUGUUGAUGUUUCAUUGAUGGCUGGACAUGAUUUGGCUUAUAUUGGAGAGAAAGGAACCAACUUAUCAGGUGGACAGAGAGCUCGUCUUGCUUUGGCAAGGGCCAUUUAUCAGGAUUCCGAUGUUUAUUUGCUUGAUGACAUCCUUAGUGCAGUUGAUGCACAUGUUGCUAAAUGGAUUUUUCAAAAAGCUAUUCUUGGUCCUCUUGUGGAGCACAAGACUCGUAUUCUCUGCACUCAUAAUGUCCAGGCAAUAUCUUCUGCUGACAUGAUUGUUGUAAUGGAAAGAGGGCACAUUACGUGGGUAGGAAACUCGGCUGACUUAGCAGUUUCAGCUUAUUCAGGGUUUGCAUCAGUUAAUGAAUUUGAUGCAUCAUAUAUUCAUAGUAAACUGUACAUCACAAAUACUUCCAACAUGGACAAACAAAGUCCCAUUUCAGAGAAAGAUACUUUGGAUGUCCCAUUGGAAGCACAAGAGAUUAUUGAAGCUGAGCAGAGGAAAGAGGGUAAAGUUGAACUUAUUGUUUACAAAAAAUAUGCUGGAUUUUCUGGUUGGUUCAUUUCAGUUGUGAUAUUGCUUUCAGCAAUUUUAAUGCAAGCUUCUCGAAAUGGAAAUGAUCUGUGGCUAUCAUAUUGGGUUGAUACGACAGGGAUCAGUCAAGCCAAAUACUCAACAUCCUUUUUUCUGCUGGUACUUUGCAUCUUCUGCAUCAUUAAUUCUUCUCUGACCUUGGUGAGGGCGUUCUCGUUUGCAUUUGGUGGUUUAAAAGCUGCAGUUCAGGUACAUAAUACACUGCUUAAUAAGGUUAUCAAUGCUCCUGUCCAGUUCUUUGAUCAAACACCAGGUGGACGAAUACUUAACAGGUUCUCAUCAGAUCUCUAUACAAUUGACGAUUCUCUCCCAUUCAUCCUCAACAUUCUUCUGGCUAAUUUUGUGGGCCUGUUGGGAAUAGCAGUAGUUUUGUCUUAUGUUCAGGUCUUUUUCUUGCUUCUACUAUUGCCAUUUUGGUACAUCUAUAGCAAGCUACAGUUCUUCUACAGGUCAACAUCUAGGGAACUGCGAAGAUUGGACAGUGUCUCACGCUCUCCAAUUUAUGCAUCUUUCACAGAGACACUUGAUGGUUCAUCAACUAUACGAGCUUUCAAUUCUAAGGAUUAUUUCUUGGCUAGAUUCACUGAGCUUGUAGAACAGUAUCAGAGAACUUCAUAUUCAGAGUUAAUUGCGAGUUUGUGGCUUUCCCUGCACCUUCAGUUAUUAGCCGCUUCCAUAAUCUCAUUUAUUGCUGUGAUGGCUGUUAUUGGAUCCCAUGGCAGUUUACCAAUUAGUUUCGGCACCCCAGGACUGGUAGGAUUAGCUCUUUCAUAUGCAGCUCCAAUUGUUUCCUUGUUGGGAAGCUUCUUGACAAGUUUUACUGAAACGGAAAAAGAAAUGGUUUCAAUGGAGAGAGCUCUUCAGUAUAUGGAUGUGCCUCAAGAAGAACUCCAUGGAUUUCAGUAUUUAUGUUCGAGUUGGCCUUCUCAAGGAGUAAUCGAGUUUCAAAAUGUUACCAUGAAAUAUAUGCCAUCUUUGCCAGCAGCACUAAAUAAUAUCACCUUUACAAUAGCAGGAGGGACACAGGUUGGAAUUGUUGGAAGAACUGGUGCUGGAAAAUCUAGUGUUUUGAAUGCCCUUUUUCGCCUAACCCCAAUAUGCGGAGGGUGGAUUUUGGUGGAUGGCUUGAACAUAGUUGAUAUUCCUGUUAGAGAUCUCCGUGCACACUUGGCUGUGGUUCCCCAGAGCCCAUUUUUGUUUGAAGCAUCAUUAAGGGACAACCUGGAUCCUCUCCGGAUGAGCAACGACACAGAAAUAUGGGAUAUUUUAGAGAAAUGUCAUGUAAAGGGGGAAGUGGAAGCGGCAGGAGGGCUUGAAGCUCAGGUAAAGGAAGCUGGGACAUCAUUUUCUGUUGGGCAAAGGCAACUCCUGUGCCUUGCACGUGCUCUUCUCAAGUCUUCUAAGGUUCUUUGCUUGGAUGAAUGCACGGCAAGUGUUGAUAUGCAGACAGCUUCAAUUUUACAAAAAACUAUAUCCACGGAAUGCCGAGGAAUGACAGUGAUCACAAUCGCACACCGUAUUUGGACAGUUUUGAAUAUGGACAAUGUAUUGGUUCUCAAUCAAGGAACCCUGGUUGAGGAAGGUAACCCAAAUGCUCUUCUACAAGAUGAAUCCUCCAUAUUUUCAGGCUUCGCUAAAGCGUCUGUAAUGUAGAUAUGGUAGAAUCAAUCAUUUUGUUGUUUCUGUACGCAUAAUAAUUAACAAGGCACAGGUAGGAACACUCCAACUGUAACUUUUAAUCAGUUGGAAACUUGACAGCAACUAGCACAUGUUUCAA
Messenger RNA from Hibiscus syriacus, 4595 nucleotides. RefSeq names its product ABC transporter C family member 13-like. Gene Ontology annotation, biological process: transmembrane transport. NCBI's taxonomy places the organism in Eukaryota, Viridiplantae, Streptophyta, Magnoliopsida, Malvales, Malvaceae. Gene Ontology annotation, cellular component: membrane. The record is from RefSeq and is a predicted model, not a curated record. Gene Ontology annotation, molecular function: ABC-type transporter activity; ATP binding; ATP hydrolysis activity.